GAGCACUCAUACCCGGCAUCAUCACUGCGUUCAACUCACGGUGACUACAGCAGCUAUCACUCAAGAUAAAUUUCUGAAGCAAAGCUGAAGUCAUUCACGAAACCACGCAACGAAACAAGCGACGUAUAAACCAAGCAACACUUACAUGCUUCUGCUUCUCGAAAUAUCGGUGAAGGACUCGGAGAUUACUGUGUCAGAUAAACCGCUGCAGGAUGGAGACGCAGAUACAUGUGCCUGUCGGGUCGCCGGUAAUUAGAAAAAUUCCCAUUUUUGUGGACGAGCAAAAUGUCACGGAGGGGGCGAUGAAGCUCAUUAAAGAACUGAGACCGGCGUGGGACACGAGCCAUGUCAAGACCAAGCUCUUCACUGAUGGAACCACCAACAAGCUAGUGGGCUGCUAUGUGGACGACAGUCAAGAGGAUGUUGUCUUAGUCCGAGUGUAUGGGAACAAGACAGAGCUGAUUGUGGACAGAGACAAUGAGCUCAAAAGCUUUCAGGUUCUACAUGCUAACGGUUGUGCUCCCCGCCUCUACUGCACUUUUCAAAAUGGCAUCUGCUAUGAGUUCAUGCAAGGAGAUGCUCUUGGGACACAGGAUGUCCGGGAUCCUUCCCUGCUCAGACUGAUAGCCAGAGAAAUGGCCCGCAUUCAUGCCAUCCAUGCACACAACGGCUGCAUCCCAAAACCCAACCUGUGGAUCAAGAUGCGAAAAUACUUUUCCCUUGUGGCCACAGAGUUCACCGAACAGGCCUCCAACGCCAGAAUCCAGCAGGAGGUUCCCAGUAAAGAGGUGCUGGAACAAGAGAUGGUGUGGAUGAAGGAGCAUCUCUCUACACUGGGCUCCCCUGUGGUGCUCUGCCACAAUGACCUGCUCUGCAAGAACAUUAUCCACAACAACAAAGAGGGUCAUGUUCGCUUUAUUGACUAUGAAUACUCCAGCUACAACUACCAGGCCUUUGACAUCGGCAACCACUUCAAUGAAUUUGCAGGCAUGGCUGAGCUCGACUAUGGACUGUACCCCAGUCGGGAGAUGCAGAUGGACUGGCUCAAAGUGUACUUGCGGGCAUACAAACUCUUCACCAAGAAAACCGAGGAGAUCAGUCCACGAGAGCUGGAGACACUCUAUGUACAGGUCAACAAGUUUGCUUUGGCUUCUCAUUUCUUUUGGGGUUUCUGGGCACUCAUCCAGGCCAAAUACUCGUCCAUCGACUUUGACUUCCUCGGGUAUGCAGUGCUACGUUUCAACCAGUACUUCAAGACCAAACCUGCAGUGAUGGCCCUACAGAUCCCAGAAUGAGAGAAGACAGAGGAAGCCAGAAGAACGAGGAGAGAAGAACAGAGCAAGGGUGUAGCAGCUUAAAUGCUGGGACUCCCUGUAGGGUGGGGAUUCUUCUCUGUGAGCCAGCUGUUGAUGGAUACUGCUGGGUCUACCUGGCAUCUCUUUUCUGCAACAAGCGCAAUUACUUUUUCAUUCCUCUGCACUUAGCUCCACGUCUGUCAUGACAGUUGCUUGAGAAUUCCAAAACUUCCAUGUGCGUGAGUGUGAUUGAAUGUGCUUUUAAUUUAUCAUGAUAAACCCAAAAUGUCUUGCUUUUCUUCUUAGGGCAACUGAACCAGGCAUUUUGAGCACAACAUUCUGUGUUUAGGGUAGGGCUCACUGACUUGAAACCUGCUUUAUUUCUCUGCCAUACUGGCGCCAAAAUGUUCAGUGGUACUGGUAAUGAAGGUCUAUUAAGGAGACUUUGAUGAUGACAUUGACAUAGUUUGUCUAGCUUGCCCUCUGCGUACUUUAUCUAUGACUCAGAACCAUGGCCUCGUUGUAGUUAGAAACUGACUUUCACCUGGUAUUCCUCACAUUUUACGUUUGGUGUGUGCAACAAGACCGUUCCUCCUCUGUUUGCCGAUGUUUUAAUACUCUAAUCUGUGUGACCUUUCCUGUUUUUGCUUCAUCUUUGGCGUUAAGUGCUUGUAGCUCCAGCGUUUUUGCUCUGAGCUUCCCAGAGAUCACCUGUGCAUCCUUUGAUGCAGUUUGACCUUAUGUCAGUACCUCUUCUAGUUUUUCCAAGCCAUCUGCUGCUCCUAGAAAUAUAUCACUGAUCUUUUCUCUGAGCAAGUGGGCUUUCUGUUUUGAAAGAAUAACCCACCAGACUCCUAAGUGUGUGGAACAGCAAAUGGACAUGUUUUCACAGUCUGUCUUUCAGUUGGAUCACUAUUGUGUUAUAGCAAUAAGUGACAGAGAGUUGCUAAAUGUACAUUUAUUUAUUUGUGUGUGUGAAGACACUGGAUCAUUUUACACCUCAGGUCAACAACUCUUCGGUUUGGGCUGCUUUAGCAAGUGUUCUAUACUGUAGUACUGAAAGAGGAGGGGGACAUAGACGGUUAACAAGAGACCCGUGUAAAUGUGACUUUAAACUUUGUGUGCUUUUCUGUCCUCAAGCUGUUUUUCCACCUUUUUGACUUUUAUGGUUACAGAUAAUCGCUCUGUUAAACUUUCCAUGUCAACUUUCCAGACCUUGUGUCACCCCUCCAUGUCAACUCCUCCUCCACCAGUUUACUCUCUCUUGUGUGAACUCACUCCUCAUGAAGGUAUCUUUGAUCUUCCUCCAGCUUCAGAUUUUUUUCCCCAAUCUCCCUUUAUCUGUUGAAGUUGUGGCUGGAACACCUGGUCCACUGGCCAUCUUGACAUUGGAGCCCCCACUCAGCCCCGCAUUGUAUUCCAUUUUUGUUCACAUCCUGGUUUUGAAGCCAAGAUUGGUUACAUAAUCAGGCAUUACAUAAGUUACAUCUGGGGUCAAAGCAAGUCUAGCUUUCAAAAAGAGGCAGGAAUGGGUUAUCUGGGGCUGUUUCGCUCUCAUUAGACUACCAAUUACUUCCAUGGAAAAAGAUUGCAUCACACUCUGUAAGGAAUAGAAGUUCUCAUUCCCCAAUCUGAUGACAGCAAAAAUGCUAAAACCUUACAAGGCAUGCUCUGGAUUCUUUGAACUCUGUGUCCACUGUGACGAUGCAUUCUGUCAAACUGUAGCGUGAAUGUUUUACACGAGUUUGUCUAUAACUGUUACUGUUCAUUUGCCCCUGAACUGUUAAGAUGCCUACUGUAGAGAUGUUGGCUGUAACCUCUCCAGCACUGAGCAAGUCAACCUGUCUUUUGUUUGUAUUCAACUCAGCAUCUGACUAAAGUCCGAACUUACCAUUACGUUCUGUUUGGCUGUCACUUCUUCAAAAGAUAAGGCUUUCAUUAUUUCAAACAGUUUAAUUUGUCUGAAGUAGUUUAAAAUAAGUGCUGCCACAGGUCAAUAGCUGAACCUUAGAAGUGCUCUCUGCUGGACCACAACACAAACUACUUCAGUCUGAUGUUUGAAUAUUCAUUCGAACAGUUUGAAUAUUCUUUCUUCCCAUCUUCAAAGGACCGUGUCAGUUGUUACUUCAAUCUCCUUUUUUGUCAUGUCGCCUUGACACAUACAUAAAGCCCGAGGACGCAUGUGAAGCAUUCGGUGCCUCUUUUGGGCCACCAUAUUUUUCUUGUAACGUUCUGUGCAAUUCUCUAAAAUUUGGUAGGCUGAACACACUACUGAUCUAGUGUCAUAAUGCACAUCCUCAUUUGGCUUUUAAUAUUAAUAUUAACUUCUCCUUUUUCUCCACUGACCACUAGGCCUCAUGCAGGAACCAUCCAUAUCAGCAUUUCUUCCGUUUCGUGUAGAAGUGAUAUACAGUAGACAACGUUUUGCAUUUACCAAUUAUCUGACAAGUGUGGACACGAUUCGUGAAUGGCUUGGACCUGUUCCAUGAUUCCUCCAUAGGGUCAUCCUAUUACAAAAACCAAUGAUGUUACGUAAUAUAUUGUAAUAUGUAUUCCCCCCUCCAUCGUCUCUAAGCAUCUAACCUAAGAUCAAGCCAUUCUGUCUUCACGUCUAUAGCAGUGUAGGGCUGCUCCGAUGGCACAUUGUUGGCAGCCAUACUGUUGAGCUGAAUUUGUUCUUUUCCUUAUGCACUUUGAUGCAUCUUUCCCCUCCAACAUUUUUCUGACUAAAUCUUGCACAAUUUUGUAGCAUUUUGUGGUGUUGCUGAUGCUAAUGAUCACAUCGCUAAAAACAACAAAUAUCCAAACAAAUAAAAAAUCUGAAACAAGUAAUGUACCACACGUUUGUACAGUUAAGUCUUUACCUUAAACACUUGUAGGAGCAAAUCCCCACAGGAAAUGUUAAAGAGGUGCAGAAUAAAAGCACUUGAAUCUUGCUGAGUCAUGAGACCCAUUGAUAGUAUAAGGGCCAUCAUAAUAAGACAUCCUGAUCUAGCUUGCUAUACACUAUUUAAAAAGUCCAGAGCUCUGUUCUGUCUUGUGUUUCACCCCCACACACUCCCCUGAAUAUUUAGCGCCUCAUAGGCCCAUAAGGAGGAGACACAGAGAUCUGACCUUUGUCCUCCACUGGAGGUGUCAUGUAACUGAACGGCUUAAUAAUUCACUAGAUGAACAGCACCAGAACAGACAGACUAACUGAUGCUAAUGGUUUCAGUCGGGACAGUUAACCUAUGAUUUUUUUGGAGAUUGCAUUUGUAUUUGACUUGAUGAUUAGAGCCUUGUCAUUGUGAAGUAGAUCUCAUUUUCAGGCAGUGUGAGACUAAAUGUGUUUAAGAGUUGUUUAGGGAAAGAGCAGCUCAUAUGAUGGCACAUAUUUGGCAGCAAAGAAGCUGUUUUGUCUUGAAAAAGCUCCCCUCACCUACAACAUUAGUGCAUUUUGACAGUAGUCAAGAGACAGUUCUUUUAGGGGACUUAUUGUGAAGUAAUCUGCUUAGUAGAUUUGCAGAAAAAGGCCAAAUGUGUAAACUUGCUGCUUAAACACUCGAUCCUAAUGCCCUGGUAGGAAUUUAGCCUGGGUAAAAAAGGCAUUUGAACUCUAUGAACAUUGACUGGAUUGCUCCAUUCCCUUAACAGAGUGGACUUCAUCUGCUGUUACAGUUCAGGGUUUUUGAAGAAAUCUUGCUGUAGGUUUAUGUGGUUUCCUUGAAAGUAAGAUUUAUUAUUUUAGCAGAUGCGGCUGUUACAGACUAAAGCUACAAAUAGGGUGGCUAAAUUCAAAGCGCAUUCUGCAUGCAACUGAGACUGUGCAAAAACUUCAAAAUGUCAGCAGCGUUUGGACCUUGGUCCCUUUAACCACCAUGUUGUUUGAUACUAACAGGUCCAGAGCCAGAAUCCUCUUUGUGUAACUGAAAUUACUCAACAUGCUUCGCACACUGCAUUCCUAAAUCACUGAAACACUUGGUCUUUGCAGUUUCUUAGGGGAAGUAGCUGCUCUGAAAGAAAAGCUAAGACACAGAACCAUACGGUAAAUUGACAAUCAAACAUGGUCCCCACCAUUAAAACAGAGUCAGAACAGAAACGUGGAACCUCCUGUCGCUCAGUGUGAUUGACGUGUCUUUAAAUGAUCAUCCUACUUCCAGGCUAUAUAUCUUUGUUAAAGUGUUAACUGUAGCCACAUGUAACAGUGAUGUCACUGCAUACUGACACACCCUGGAAAACACAUCUACAGCUGCAGGAAGGCAGGUCAAACCACUAGAGGUCCUUGUUCAACAUGAAAUGGACAUCUUAGUCUGAGAUAUUACUUUGCAGUUCUAACUGGUGAGUCUACAGUUUCCAAAUAUUUGUGUUUCCUUCUUGGUAUUAACAAAUCGAAUAGCGUUUUCCCCACUUUAUCUACAAACUCUUUGAAUGUGGGUUUGUUUUAAAAGAAUAUGGUUGUAAAAGUAACAAGUAAUUAGACCUCUAAAGGUGAAGUCUAAUUACAAUAAUUACUACAUACAAUACACUUUUUUUUGGUCAAAUUCAGUGAAUAUCUCCUCAUGGUCUGCUGCGAGUUGAAACAAAUCUCAUGUUCAUACUCAGCUCCAGCUCUGUUAAUGGGAAGCAAACAAAGUGGCUCGGACAGAUCCACACGACACUAUUCCAGUGUGUCCUGUUCAUGUUGAUGCUUGCACAGAGGACAGGGUGAAGGGGUUAGGGAGGUGAGAUGGGGAGCAGUAGACUGUAAAUCUGACACAUGACAGCUAUGUAGAAAUGCUAACUAGCUCAAUAUCAACAAUCUUUCACUAGAAUUGCACACUUUACCUCUACGUAGGCAAAAUUAUCUAAAAAAAUAAUAAAAUGAGACCUAUGGUAGUUAACCUAACUUUGUUUACCACAAACAUAGCUUCAGCAUUUCCCACUGGCUGCACGGACAAUAAAGUCUGAUAGUUUCUUCUCUUUUUUUGUGUUGUUUUUGACAUUACUCGAUGCAAGGAUGACUUUUUAAAAUAAGAUUGCAUACCAGGUACACUGCUUAUACAGUCUGUGGUAAAAUGACAACAAGCCAAACCGUCAGAAGAUUUCCCUGUCAUGUUAUGACCUGAGUGUUUAAAGCAGUUCAUUUAUUGAGUAAAUCCAGCAUCGCUUUUCCCACCUUUUCUGGUUCUAAUGAGCUAAUUUGCAUUGCAGUUGUUUUCAGAUUAACUAUUUUUCUGUGUGAAUGUACCAGUUUAAUUUAAUGAAAAUACAGAAAAAUGUGGGUUUUUUUUUUUCUUUGUAUGCUGAUAUUUACUUUUUGUAAACGCUUUGACUUGAAACAGGGCGCUAUGUAAAGGGACCCAGCAUUCGGCUUCCAGAUGUGACUGUAAAUGUACUUGUCUAAUGAUAAAGGAGAUGCUGCAUUGAUGUGUGCGCCUGGCAGAGACAGAGGAUGUACAUACUGUGUAAAGCUUACUGUACAAUGAUCCUUCACACCUCUGUGGAAGUUACAAGAGGAAUUAUUUAACAGUUGUUAGUAAAUAUUUCCAUUAAAAAAGUAUAAAAUGAUUUUUA
This is a messenger RNA of Stegastes partitus (bicolor damselfish), 6827 nucleotides long. It is a transcript of the gene etnk2, whose product is annotated as ethanolamine kinase 2. NCBI's taxonomy places the organism in Eukaryota, Metazoa, Chordata, Actinopteri, Pomacentridae. Gene Ontology annotation, cellular component: cytoplasm. The record is from RefSeq and is a predicted model, not a curated record. Gene Ontology annotation, molecular function: ethanolamine kinase activity. The coding region runs from base 213 to 1295 and encodes 360 amino acids. Gene Ontology annotation, biological process: phosphatidylethanolamine biosynthetic process. The transcript has 9 exons.